UGUAUUGUUUUGUUUAUUUAAUUAGAAUGUAUGAAAUCUCGAAUAAAUAUAAUCAUAAUUUAAAUUAAUAUAAUGAAAGAUUAAUAAUAUUUAUAAAUAUAAUAUAAAUUUGUUACAUUGAUUGUAUAUCUCAAUUUAAAGUUUUAUAACAAAUUGUUCUAGGUAGUUACUUUUCUAUUAGUACCAGUAGAAGUGUACUAUAAUUAUAAUAAUUAUUAUAAUUAUAACAUAAAUAAUUAAAUAUAAUAUUAAUACUGUACUGUAUAACACCAUGCUAUAACCAUUACAUUACAGUGCAAUACAAAAAAAGUAUUAAAUUAAAUUUAAAAAUAUACAAACUAACUACAAUAUAAAAACACAAAGGAGAUGACAAAAAUGCCUUCAGAUAAUCAAAUGUCUGGAGCAGAUGCGUUCGAGUUGGUGUGCGACAACUUGAACUCACCCAACUUCGAAUCAUCCGUUGGUGCCAAUGAGGAUGACGUCACCUUCCUUUCCGACCUACUCAACAACAUUGUCGUCUACGGGCUCGUUCAGGCUCACGAAGUUUUGGAAGAAGAUCCCGGCCAGCCAGUGAGUUGCGACAACAUCGAACUGCUGCGGGGCAUCAAUGACGACCUCGCUGUUUUGGCCCUCAAAAACCAGCAUGCCAAGGAACUCUACACCAUCAUCAGAGGCCCUUAUUUCAAGUCGGUGAUAGAGACGCACGAUGAUGUUGCCUCGAAGAACUUCGAAGCCCUCCCCGACAUGUUCCCCAUCGCCAGCACCCAGCCACAAAUCUUCCCCAUCCACACGACGGACGCAAUUAGGAUGGUUGGGAUCAGGAAGAAUCCGGAUGAGUCAUUGGGGAUCACGGUCAGGAGCGAGGAGAAUGGACUGGUAGUUGCCAGGAUAUUGGCCGGCAACAUGAUCGACAAACAGGGUCUGCUGCACGUUGGUGACGUCAUCAAGGAGAUAAACGGCCAGGAGGUGAACAGUCCGGAGCAGAUGAACGACCUGCUGAAGAAGUCCAACGGCAACAUCACCAUGAAGAUCCUGCCCACCAUGGAAGAUCUCUCUCUCUCCACAUUGAUCUUUUUAAAAGCCCACUUCGACUACGAUCCGCACCGAGACAACUUGAUCCCAUCAAGGGAGGCAGGGCUAAGUUUCAAAGAUGGAGACAUCCUGCAAGUCAUCAAUAAAGAUGAUCCGAGCUGGUGGCAGGCGAAAAAGGUGGGAGACGAUUCAUCUGGACUCAUUCCCUCGCAACAACUCGAGGAAAAAAGGAAGGCAUUCGUCAGGCCCGAGUUCGACUACACGCACAACUCGCUGCUGUGCGGAAUUAUAACGAAGAAGAAGAAAAAGAUGAUGUACCAUUCUAAGCAGAGCACCGAAUUUGACAAAAGCGAGUUAGCAAUUUACGAGGAGGUUGCCCGCAUGCCCCCUUUCCAACGAAAGACCCUCGUUCUGAUUGGGGCGCAGGGCGUGGGUAGGCGAACAUUCAAACAACGACUCAUCAAGGCCGAUCCUACUAGAUUCGCUUCCGUCCUUCCACACACAAAUAGUCCUCUGGAACCUGGAGAAGAAAAUGGCGAGUCGUAUUGGCACGUGACGACUGAUGAGAUGAUCCAGGACAUCGCGGCCAACAAGUUCCUCGAGUACGGCGAGUACGAAGGGUACUUUUACGGUAUCAAACUGGACACCGUGAGGCAGUGCGUGCGAUCCGGCAUGAUGUGCAUCCUUGAUAUUAGUCCUCAGGCCUUGAAAGUAAUAAAAGUUGCGGAAUUCAUGCCUUACGUUGUCUUCCUAGCUGCCCCAGGAGUUGAGAUCCAGAGGAAUAUGUACGAGUGGGCGCGUAUGCAGAGGAAGAUUGACAAGUACAAAUCCGAACGUGAUUUCCGUUCGACACACGAGGAGAGUGCGAAAAUUGAGCGGCAGUACAAGCACUACUUCGACCUGACCAUCGUCAACGACAACUUCGACGAGACCUACAAUCGACUGAGGAGGGCCAUAGAGUUGUUGAGCACGGAGGCCCAGUGGGUCCCCAUCACCUGGGUCUACUGAUCCCUUACGCCCUCCUCCUCCUCAAUCCCUUCUCUUCCAUGCCACCAUUAAUUGAAUUGUUUGUUUAAUAGUUAUAAUGUUAACAUUCAUCCUGAAACCUUUACUGCCGAGAUUAAUUCAUUCCAACUGCCUUCAUUCAUUCUUAAUUUAGAUUUCGUGUCACUAGUUUAUAAUGUAUCAUUGUAACAUAAUAAACAUCAUUCACGUAUAAAUUCUAUUUUUUUUUUUAUCAAUAGUUAGUAAGAAAUAAUCAUUGACGUAUAAAUUAAAAAAAUAAAUUUCAUUGAAUGCUUUAAUUAAUUGCAUUAAUUAAAUACUUGGCGUGCCGAAAAUUUUACAAUUUUCAAAACCCAUUCAUCAUAAUUCUCGUCCAACCUUACAACCAAUGAUGUGAAAUUAUUUAUAUUCAUUGAAUUGUUGUUCAUUUUUUACUAAUUAGUGUUACAACGUAUUACUCUCAUGAAUUUAUUUAAGAAAU
Molecule: messenger RNA, 2518 nt
Organism: Helobdella robusta
Lineage: Eukaryota; Metazoa; Annelida; Clitellata; Rhynchobdellida; Glossiphoniidae
Exons: 15
Coding region: 367-2040 (557 amino acids)
Cellular component (GO): plasma membrane; cell-cell junction
Molecular function (GO): protein binding
Source: RefSeq, a predicted model, not a curated record